Messenger RNA from Syngnathus acus (greater pipefish), 5321 nucleotides. Its product is annotated as latent-transforming growth factor beta-binding protein 1-like. NCBI's taxonomy places the organism in Eukaryota, Metazoa, Chordata, Actinopteri, Syngnathiformes, Syngnathidae. The record is from RefSeq and is a predicted model, not a curated record. Gene Ontology annotation, molecular function: calcium ion binding.
AGAGACACACAAGAACCACCAGCUUUGGAACCGGACUUUCUCUCUUUCUCCAGAGCUUCCUCUCUCUCCUUCUCUUCUAUUUGUUGUCCUUCUUCUGGUGCUGCUCAGGGACCGCACUCUGUCCCGGUGCUCGUCCUCCUCUUCCACUUUCGAAUGAUGCCAAAGACAUUGUGAGGAGUCCAAAAGCGGUCAUGCUGCGUCUGAAGUUGCUCUACUUCCUGUCAUCCUUGGCGCUCUCCUUUUCCCUGGCGGGCGGCCAGGCGGGGGUGGACCGGGUGCAGGUGAAGUUCACGCCGACCAUCUGCAAGGUGCGCUGCAGCCAGCAGCGUUGCGUCAAUCACUGCGAGCGCGGCAACGUCACCACCCUGUUCAGCGGCCCGCCGGCGCCGCCCCACGGGGACGCCUUCAGAGUCUUUGUUUGUCGUCUGCUGUGCAAGAACGGAGGCGUGUGUCUGCUGAGGGAUCGAUGCCUCUGCCCCUCAAACUUUACCGGAAAGUUCUGCCAGAUUCCCGUCACCUCGCGGGCCACGCCCCGGUCCUCCUCACCCAACGAGGUCGUCAACUCCGAUCUGACCCGAUCGGAGUUUCUGCUGCCGCUGGGGGCUUCGAAGCCGGACCUGGAAGCGGCAGGAGCGGCAGCCGGAGCAUCCCUGGUGAAGGUGGCGGUGCAGCACCCCCCCGAAGCCAGCGUGAAGGUUCAUCAGGUGAUCAAGGUGGCGGGAGUCUCGGCCGGCGCGCUGUCUGGUUCCGCGGGGGCGCCGGCUCGGGCGGAGGGCGGCGUCCGGGCGCUCGGGGACCAAGGCGUCUACGCCCAGCACGCCGGCUUCAAGUUUUGCUUCAGGGAGGUCAAAGACGGACAGUGCAGCUCUCCUCUGCCGGGGCUGAGGAGCAAAGAGAUGUGCUGCCGGGGUGCGGGCAAGGCCUGGGGCGAUUGCGCCCUCUGCCCUCCACACGCAGCUCCAAACGACAGCGGCUGUCCCGUCGGCUUUCGAGCGAGCAACGGAAGCAACUGCCUUGACGUGAACGAGUGCCUGCGGCCCGGCCUUUGCCAGAACGGCCUGUGCGUCAACACGGCCGGGAGUUACAGUUGUGUUUGCGAGCCGGGCUUCAUCUUGGAUGCCUCGCAUGGACUCUGCAUCUCCCACAGGGUGAUAUCUGAGGAGAAGGGCCAGUGCCACCGGGUCCUGGGUUCCGCUCCGGGCCCGUCCUCCUGCUCGCUGCCCAUCCUCAGGAACAUCACCAAGCAGAUCUGCUGCUGCAGCAGAGUCGGCAAAGCCUGGGGGCCCGACUGCCAGCGCUGCCCCCACUUUGGCUCGGCGGCUUUCAGGGAGAUCUGCCCCGCCGGUCCGGGCUACCACUACUCCGCCUCCGUCCUGCCCUUCAGCCAGAAGACGGCGGCAGAUCAACUGGGCACCCGAGGAGCAGCUAACCGGCAACAUCACGGUGCCGGCGGGUCUGAGCAGAAGCCCCGCUCCGGCCAACCCGGUUCCGCCGCACCUCGCCCGGCUGGCAGCCCGCCGUCGGCGAGACCCGCGACUCCCGGGAGCGCCGCCCGGCACAAGCCGCGGCCGACCCGCCCGGAACCGACCGCCUCUCCGGUCAAAUCGCCACCGCGAUCCGGCGAGAGUCGCGCUACGGGCCGCGAUCACGGAACUGUCGGGAGUCAGGGCGUGACUGACGGGCGUCGAGGCAUCGCCAGGCAGAACCAAGGCAUCGCCGGCAACCAAGGCUCAAAUCGGAACCAAAACGUGACCGGGAGUCGAGGCUGGAGUCGGAACCCAGACGCUAGCGGGGACCGACGUACCGACGGGACCCAAGCGACCGCUCACAAACAAGGCACAGGCCGAAUCCCCGAUGCCGGUCUGGGUCAAGGGAUCAGCCAAAGCUCGGGCGCCAGUCCACCUGUCAAUCAAAACCCGGGCAACGGUCGGAGCCAAGGCGGCAGCGGCAGGAGCCACGCUACCAAUCGGAACCGAGGCGCCGGCCAAGGCGCCGGCCAAGGCGCCGGUGAGAGUCACAAAAAGCAAGGAACAAGUGGGAGUCAAGCUCUUCUGCCGGGAAGAGGAGAUUCCCUUCCGGACCUGGCUCCGGCUCGGCGGAUCCCCGACAGAGAUGUGUCGCCGCAAACGACCACGCGGCCGCCCCAAGUCCAGCCCCGAGGCGCGUGUGAGCGCAAAGCCGACGUGUGCGGCGCCGGUCGCUGCGUGGAUGGGCCGGCCGGCAAACACGCCUGCGUGUGCCACCAAGGCUACCGGGCCAACGCCCAGCGCACACACUGCCAGGAUGUGAAUGAGUGUGUCGCGUCUCGAGGUGUGUGCGCCCCAGGCGAGUGCGUGAACAGCGAAGGCGGCUACCGAUGCGUCUGUCCGCCCGGAUACAAGACGGACGCUCGGAAGAGCAGCUGUCAAGACGUAAACGAGUGCGAGGAUCCCCUGCUGUGUCCCGGUCAGGAGUGCGUCAACAAUCCCGGUUCGUAUCGCUGCGUCUCCUGUCGGCCGGGAUUCGGACUUCUGAACGGAGUGUGCGCAGACAUUGACGAGUGUGUCCGAGCUCCGUGCGCCAACGGAGACUGCCAAAACACACCCGGUGGCUUCCGAUGCCUCUGUCGUCACGGUUACGAGCUCAAGAACAACACCUGCGCAGAUGUGGACGAGUGCGCGCAGCCGUCUCAGUGUCCAGGUCAGACGUGUGUCAAUUCUGCGGGCUCGUAUCGCUGCGUGUCCUGCCGCCCGGGAUACGUGCUGAGCGACAAACAGUGCGCAGAUGUGAACGAGUGUGAGGAUGGAGCACUGUGUCCAGGCGGGCGCUGCGUCAACACCAAGGGCUCCUACAAGUGUGUGGACUGUCGCCAAGGUUACCGUGCUACAAAUGGACUGUGUGAAGACGUGGACGAGUGCGCAAAUGCGUCGGCGUGCGAGGCGGAGCGCGUGUGCGUCAACACCGCCGGCUCAUUCCGCUGCGACUGCUUACCGGGGUAUCGAACGUUUGGCCGGGGCAGACCGUGUCGAGACAUUGACGAGUGUCUGGAGGAGAACUGGUGCCCCCCCACGGGAGAGUGCAUCAACACGCCGGGCUCCUUCACGUGCGCCUGUCCGCUUGGCUACGCGCUCAGCCAGGCCCACGGCAACACCGCAAGCUGCAACGGUAGGUCCGACUUGUUCCGGCGACCUGGGCCCGUCCCAAAGCGAGCGCUUACACGUGACGGUGACAAAGUGCGCCCGCCCGACCGCCCGCCCUUCUCAGACGUGGACGAGUGCGCGUCGUCCGACGGAUCCCUUUGCGGGGGCCGGGAGCGCUGCCAGAACACGGCGGGCUCGUACCGCUGCCUGACUUCUUGCCGGCCGGGCUUCCGGGCCGACGGACGCUGCCACGAUGUGGACGAGUGCGCGUCCAUGCCGGGCGUGUGCGGUUCGGCGCGCUGUGAAAAUGCCCGAGGAUCGUUUGUGUGCGAGUGCGACGCGCCGGGGGAACACUUUGACGCGGCCGCUCAACAAUGUGUGAGCGCGCUGCCGCCGCCGCCAGAGGCUUUCCCCGUCCGUCCUUCCUCGUCUUCGCCGGGCGAGCUGCGCGAGUGCUACUACAACGUGGGCUCGUCGUGUCAUUUACUGGCCGCCAACAGCAGCUGGCAGGAGUGCUGCUGCACCCUGGGGGAGGGCUGGGGCCUGGGCUGCAGGUACCACGCCUGCCCUCCCGCCCACUCAGCCGACUUCCUGACGCUGUGUCCCAGCGGGAGAGGAUACGUGACAGCCGGGGAGGCGGAGUUCAGCUACACAGACGUGGACGAGUGCAAGCGCUUCCAUCCGGAAGUGUGCAAGAACGGCGUUUGCGUCAACAACAUUCCCGGUUACAGCUGUUACUGCUCCAGCGGAUUUGUUUACAACGUCGCGCUCCUCGAGUGUGUCGAUCUGGACGAGUGCGAGCAGGAGAGCUGCGAGGGCGGCUCGUGCGUCAACACCUUGGGUUCUUAUUAUUGCAGCUGUCCGCCGCCUCUGGCUCUGGACGACACGCAACGCAAGUGCGUCAACGCCUCUCACCUCUCCCUGGAUGAGAACUUGUCGGUGUGCUGGCAGACGGUGAGCGCCGAGCUGAUGUGUCAGAGUCCCUUGCUGGGGGCGCAGGUCACCUUCAGCGACUGCUGCUGCCUCUACGGCCAGGGCUGGGGCAUGGAGUGCGCGCUCUGCCCGCAAAGCGACUCCGAUGACUUUGGCAGUCUGUGCAGUUCCUUCCUUCCCGCCGUCUUCCCCGAGGCGCCGGGAAGGGAACCGCUCGGAACGGGACGAGAGGGAGGCCCGCCUUUCUUCCCCCCGUUCAGCAGCGACGCCUUCGCCCCGGACCUCCUUCCCGCCACCGACUACGACGACUACUCUCCCGUUGGGGGCGCUUCCGAGUUCCCGGGCGGGACGCCGCCGGCCGUCGCUUAUCCCGCCGGCCCACCGCGCUUCGGCGCGGGUUACUACCCGGGGAGUGACUACGAGGACUCGCCGCCACGCCGGGCGUUGGGAGCGGGGCCGCCGCUAAGCGCGCCUCCCCUCAGCUCGGCUCCGCUCCCCCGAGGAUCUCCUUUCGACGAGGAGGCCGAGCCUUGGGGGCCCGCGGCGCCGUUCCGGCCUUACGCGGAAGGCGGCCCCGGGAGGCUAUAUGAGCGGCGCUACGACACCUACGCCGGCUUGAGCGCGGCGGCGGAGGAUUGCGGCAUUCUGGACGGCUGCGAGAACGGCCUGUGCAUCCGCCUGGAUGAGGGCUACACCUGCGACUGUUACCACGGUUACCGGCUGGACGCCACCGCCAUGACGUGCAUCGACGUCAACGAGUGCGAGGGCGGCGUCGACGUGGACUUCCCGUGCGUCAACUCGCGCUGCGUCAACACGGACGGUUCCUUCCGAUGCGUGUGUCGGCGCGGCUACGUCAUGUCGCGCACGCUCAACCGCUGCGUGCCCGCCUAGGCUGGACGGGGACCAACAAGACCGGACCGGAUGGAAAGUGGUGCGGAGACGCCGAGACCACAAAAGCAUGUGAAGUGAACCUUCAGCGGGACUCCAACCGGCUUCGGGAAGUCCCUGCCAAGGUCCAAGUUUAGCCUUAGCAUUUGGUCUUCACCCAGUUAAGGCGUGUAUCCAGGUGGAAUUUGCCUUAAAUGUCAUUGGUCUCGUUGUCAUACUUCAGAUUUUCAAUUUUCACCCAAAUUGGAUGAUUGAUUUUAGGUGAAGCCCCCCCCCCCCGCCAAUGUGUAAAGUUGCUGUCAAGUCGCCGGCAGCGCCCAAAGAGUUUUGACAUUUUUCUUUUGACCGUGGCGGCGCUGUGCAGGACAAGAAGUUAUACAU